Messenger RNA from Adineta steineri, 1230 nucleotides. Lineage: Eukaryota; Metazoa; Rotifera; Eurotatoria; Adinetida; Adinetidae. The record is from the annotation of a GenBank genome assembly.
AUGCCACCACCACCAGCCGCACUUAAGAAAAAAACGGGAACAAAAAAUCCGCCCAUUCUUAGUCAAGAAUAUCUCAUUCAAAAUCAUGGUGAUAUUGCCUGUGGUAUUUUGAUGCUUGUAGCAUUAGGUACAGUAAUUCAAGCAACAUCACCUUAUUGUACGGCAUUUUUUGGUCCACGUCAUAAUGUAACAACUUUUGAUUCAUUAAAUGCUACACCAGCUCCACUUUUUAAUUAUGGUUAUAAAGAUUUAGCUAUGCUUUUUUCAUAUACACUUAUCUGUAUAACUGCUCAUGCUAUUUGGCAAGAAUAUGUUUUGGAUAAAUUAUAUAAAAAAUUACAUUUAUCGAAAUCUAAGAAUGCUAAAUUUUUUGAAUCUGGUCAACUUAUUCUCUUUUAUAUUGUUAGUGUUCUUUGGGGAAUAAUGUUAUUUAAUGAAGAAUCUUAUUUUCGAUCAGGAUUAGAAUAUCUUUGGCGUGAUUAUCCUUAUACUGGUAUGUCAACAUGGACAAAACUUUAUUUUAUUGUUCAAUUAGCAUAUUGGUUACAUAAUUUCCCCGAAUUAUAUUUACAAAAAGUUCGAAAAGAAGAUAUGCCAGCUCGUAUUGUUUAUACAAGUUUAUAUUUAAUAACAAUUCUCUAUGCUUAUUUAACACGUUUCUGGCGUAUAUCACUUGUUUUAUUAACAAUACAUUAUUUAAUUGAAAUAUUCUAUCAUUCAUCACGACUUGCACAUUUUUAUGCUACUAUUAAAACAGGUUCAGCUACAGCUAAAUCAAUGUCAACUUAUUUAUUUAAAAUAUGGAAUGUUAUUUUUGUUUUUGGACGUCUCGCUUCAGUUGUUUUAGCCUGGUUAACAUUUUGGUUUGGUUUAAAAACUUCAUCAAUCAAUAAAAUUACAUUUACAACAGCUCCCGUAACAAAUACAAAUGAAAAUAAUGGUACAUUGAAUGAAUCCAUUAUUAUCUCAAAUUUUAAUACACCUGCUGUUCGACUUUUUACACUUGCUGCUACCGGUGUCUUACAAUUCUGGCUCGUUUGGAAUUUUAUUCAAUUUCAUAUGCGUCGUCGACGUGAACAACGCAAUACACGACCAACAGCAAUGGCUUCACCUAAAGUGCCUAAUAAACUUAAACAAAAAGGUUUAACAAAUGGAAAAUCUGAGAAUGAUGAAACAGUUGAACAACCGGUUCUUGCUGUUAGUGGUCAUAGCAAUAAGAAAAGCAAUUAA